Molecule: messenger RNA, 2369 nt
Organism: Ficedula albicollis (Collared flycatcher)
Lineage: Eukaryota; Metazoa; Chordata; Aves; Passeriformes; Muscicapidae
Gene: SGO1
Product: shugoshin 1
Exons: 9
Coding region: 159-2000 (613 amino acids)
Biological process (GO): meiotic chromosome segregation
Cellular component (GO): nucleus; chromosome, centromeric region
Source: RefSeq, a predicted model, not a curated record
CCGGACGGGCGGGCAAGGGGAGCGCCGGGACGAGGGGGAAUCCGAGCCGCUGCUGCUGCGCCCGGGUCCUUGCGGGCCCUCCCGCCUCCGCCGGGGGCUCAGCGGCCGUUCCGGGGGAGGUUUCCGGUUCUGCGCUCGCCCUUCCGAGGAGGUAGAAGAUGGCAGAAUCCUCGAGGAAGUCGUUCAAAGACAGUCUGAGUGAUAUAAAACAACGUAUGAAAGAGAAAAGGACUCAGAAAUGGUCAAGGCUGGGUAAAACUACCCAAUUCUCCACCGUAAAGGCCAAAAGAGCAACCAAAAACUCCAACAAAAUGAAGAUCAUUCUAGCAAACAACAGAGAUCUGGCUCUGUCCUUGCAAGAACAAAAGCUCAAACUGAGGGAAGCUGAAACUACCAUUCUUCAGCUAAGGAAAGAGUAUCACAUUUUGAAGAUUCAGAUGUUUGACUUGCAAAGAAAUCAUAGGUUCCAGCAAGAGCAAGGACUUGUGGAGGAUCGAUUGUCAGCCUUGAACGAGAUAAUUUCCAAAGUAUCUCAGAAUUUACUGGACUCAGUUGCUCUCCUUGGCCCCGCAAAGAAUUUGUGUUCCAUAGACAUGAAUCAAAGAGUGCUUUCUUCAGGUCCUGGAAAUGGUUGCAGUGUCACAGGGCCAACACAGUCAAUAGUACCUCUAAAGUUUGUUCCUGAAGAUGGUCCUAUACUUCCAAGUGGGAUGGAAACUGGUGGUGACAGAAAUUCUUUGUCAAAGAUCUGUGUGGAAUCUGACAGUGAUACUUCCUUUACCAAAAUAAUUCCAAGUGAAGGACAGGCAUCUGACUUUCAUCUGAACAACAAAGAACCAGAGCUGGAAAACGUUUCUUCAAGUGUAAAGUUGGGAUUUGGUAGCAUGUUACCAAAAAGUGUAUCCACCAGACGUCAUUUUUCAAAGAUGAGGAACCUUGAUGCAAUGUGUACUGGUGUCUUGGACCAUUUAGAAGUACCUGAUUCAGUGAAAGAACUUUCUGAACAGAAUGAAAGUAGGCUUGAGGAAAGUCUAGAGAACUGUGCUACAGAAAAUAUAAAUGCAGUUAUUCCUCACUGUGCUACAGAAGCUAUAAAUGCAGUUAUUCCUCACUUGAAUGAAAGCAAGGUCGCUUCAGAGCUGAUGUUGAGGCUGAAAAAUUCUGAAACUACACAGUCCAAAUUAAAAUGUAAUUCUGAUCUUAAACAACCAGUGUGUAAAAGCAGAGAAAACCCUCAACAAAAAAAAGCAAAGUGCCAGAAAGGAAAACUGGAACGGCCACUUACUUCCCAACAAAGACCAGGAAAACUAGGUAAAGAGGCUUCUAAAGAAAAGCUGAAUUUCUUGGGUGACAUCAGUGAUGCUUAUGACUUUCAUUUGGAAGAGAGUGUCCAUCUUACACCUUUUCGACAAAACAAGGUGAACAACAGUGAUACUGAAGCGGAGGACGAAGAAGACUCAACUGAAACCAACACCAUUGAGUCAAGCAGUACUGCAGGCGACUCAGAUGACAGCCUCUAUGAGCCUUACAAGAGCAAAUCAAAGAAAAGGCGAAGUUCAGUGGAUGAGAACCCUACAUCACCAAUCCAUCCAAGGCCAAGGUCUAAAAGAUGUUUGGCACAGCGUGAGCAGAAGCUCUGUCAUGAAGAGACUGAAAACAACAAAUCAAGUGAUAAGUCUAUUAGGCAGUCUUCUGAGCCAUCUCGUGGGCAUCUCUGUGAUGUUACCAAUACAGCUGCAGUGCUCCCCAGCACUGGGGAAGUAGAAAUUGUCCCUGAAGGUGAAGGACCUCAGUCUCCAAAACGCACGCGACGAAGCUGUACUAUUACUGUGAAUUACAAAGAACCAAGUAUUGUAGGGAAACUCAGGAGAGGAGAUCCAUUUACAGAUACACAGUUCCUGUGUUCUCCAAUUUUCAAGAUGAAAAAAGACAUUAAACGGCAUUCUCAUAAGAAAGAUUCUAUGAAAAAAUACAAUGAGAAAUUCGUUAGUUGUCUUUGAGACAUGCUUCUGCCAUGAAGAAAAUAAUUUCCUGGAUGAAAUAUUUUGUUGCACAGUAUGUUAUAUAAAUAUGUAAAUAUUGUGUCUAGUAUUAAGGAUAUCAGAUUAAGGGGGCCUGGAUUUAUUCUAGCGACUUAUUUUUAAUGAUAUGGACUGAUUACUUUUAUAACUAAAGUGAUUCAAGCCCCUUUUGACUGGAUCUGGGAGUAUAUGAGAAAUCUGAUGGAUGACAAAUGUCCUCAUAUGGGAGAACUUUAGGCACUUAAAAUGUUUUGGGCAGGAUGUGUUUUUAGUAACAGUGUUUGUACAGAUCUUGUUUAUGCGAUGGUUAUAGUUUCAUAUCGAAUCUUACAAUAAACAUCUUAGUGU